Dreissena polymorpha is the source of this 2777-nucleotide messenger RNA. Its product is annotated as protein SSUH2 homolog. The record is from RefSeq and is a predicted model, not a curated record. Lineage: Eukaryota; Metazoa; Mollusca; Bivalvia; Myida; Dreissenidae. The coding region runs from base 99 to 1541 and encodes 480 amino acids. The transcript has 12 exons.
GUUUAGUUGUUUACCUCCCAGUAGAUAGUAUAUAGGAUAGUUGGUAUUAAGUUGCUUGAUUUAAAUAGGGCUAGGCUGCUGUUGUUCUGUUUAAAGAGAUGGACGAGAAGAAACCAUUACUUGGAUCAAGACCAGGCAUGAAUCAAGUGUACCCUAGCUCGCCACCAUACCCUGCUGGGGGCCCCUCGUACCAAGGGGGACCUCCUGCAGGAUCCUACCAAGGGGGGCCCCCUCCACAGGGGCAAUAUCCCUUAGGCUCCCCUCAGGGACAAUAUCAAGGUGUCCUCCCACAAGGGCAGUAUCCGGGCCAGUACCAAGGGGGGCCCCCACAGGGACAAUAUCCAUCUGGCCCAACUGGGAAAUUUCCGGUGGACCCACCACAGGGGCAAGCGGCGCCAGGUGAUGUUCAGGUCCAGUGGCAAGGGCCUACACCGGACACAGACAUGGAGGACAAUCCCAAUGCGGGGCCCACUGCACCAUCUGCACCGCCUCUGGAGAAGAUGGACUCAGUGGUGGGGUACUCCAAUAUUGGGUUUGAUGGUGCAAUGUUGCAGCCUCCUAGCUAUGAGGAGAGUGUGAGAGAACCGCCUAGGAGGGAGCAAUUACAUGAUUUGCCACGGAUUGAUGAACACGAGGCUCGCCAGGCAUUGCUUCAGCACGUUGCGGAAAAUUGCUGUUAUGGGAAAGGGGCUGCCACUGAACUGACCUUAACUGACCUCAUAGCUUCAAGCGCCUUUCAUUAUACAUUGGAGACAUUUGGGGAAGCGCGAUCCACAGCCUGGGCCUAUGAACCGUAUAAGGGUCAGGUGAUUGAUGGCCCCCACAACGGCCCAGCCCCCGGACCCUGGGACAUACAGGCCACGCCCCCAGCGAUGUUCCAGAACCAGAAAACAUUCAUUGAAGUCCCCCACACAGCUUCUGUCAAACCAUGUCACAACUGUUUAGCCAUGGGAAGGAUUCGCUGUCACAGAUGUUUUGGGCGGGGCAGGGUGCGCUGUACCUGGUGUAAUGGUAACGGUCACAAGACUGAGUACCGCAACGGGGAGUAUGAGAGGGAGCGCUGUCACUGGUGUCAUGGCCAUGGAAGAAGAAGGUGUGACACAUGCCAUGGUUACGGCAUGGUCACAUGUUCAGGAUGCCAAGGUCACUGUAACCUCAAGUGUUACAUCCGCCUCACCAUUAUAUGGACUAACCACCUUCAAGAUCACAUCGUUGAGCGUACCAUGCUGCCAGACCAUCUGAUUCGUACAGUCAGCGGCCAAGUGGCGUUUUCAGAGACGCAACCAAGAGUGUGGCCAGUGAAUCAUUUCCCAGACGGUGAGAUAAACAACGCUUCCAACAGACUGGUGGCCCAACACGCCUCUGCCUUUCCCUCUGAGAGGAUUCUCAUGCAGCGCCAUCAAGUGAGGAUCAUCCCUGUGACGCAGGCCUUGUACAAGUGGAAGGGGGCAGACAGCGAUUUCUUUGUGUACGGGUUCGAGAAGAAAGUCUACGCCCCAAAUUACCCGCAACAGUGCUGCUGCGGCUGCUCCAUUCUCUAAACAUUCCAAACAGUUUGUUGUGGUUUACUGGCAGUCAGAGUGUGGUUGAUUACUAGAAAUGUCCUGUAGCCAUGUUUGUCCCAACUAUGGAAAAUGUGCCCUAAAAGGGACUAUCACAUGACUGAAAUUGUGGAAUAUUUUGACAUGUCUCUUUAAAAAACAUGUGAACACCUGCUGCAGGUGGGCAUGCGGCGUCAAGGAAAAUGGCUGUGUCCACUAAAAUAAAAAGAUGUCAAUAUGUAAGAAAAUUUUAGUUGCAUCAUCUUGAAACUUUGUGAUAAUGUUUGUAGGCAUUAUAUCUUGGGCAAUUAGAUAACCAGCCAGAUCAAAUGAAGCACUUUAGCUUUAUGGUCCUUGAAUAUAAAAAUUAUCAAAAUUAAUUUGUCCGCUCUUUUACUCAAAUAGUUGUAAUCAUAUCAUAUUUAAACUUGAUUACAAUGUUAAUGAGCAUAAUAUCUCAACCAAGUUUAAUAACAGCCUGAUUUCCUUAAACACUUUUGAAUAAUUUCCCUUGAAUUAUCUUAAAUUGCCAACAUUCCAUUGUCUGCAUUCUAAUAAGUGAUGUCCUGUUCGUCAACUUCAGUUUGCAUUAACCAAUCUUAAAGAAACUUACUUUCUAAGCUUGAAUAGAGACCACCUUGCUUGGUAUGGAAUUUGGGGUUCAUCAGGUCAAGAUUUAGGUCAUUGUUUAUAAGAAUAGACAAAUAUUGUCUGCUCAAUAACUUCAGUUGGUGUGGAGUAAUUACAUUCAAAUGGAGACCCAGCUUGGAUUGCAUUGGGCCAGUAUGGUCAAGUUCACUGUGACUAAAAAUAUAUCAACUGUUUCCUCACAAUAACUUUAGUUUGGAAUAAAGGUUUUACAAGGGAAUUGUGUGUGUAGAUAGCUUACCUGCAGACCUUGGCUGGGAUAGCAUUUGGAGAUGGUCAGGUAAAGGUCAAGGUAACUGUAACUAAAAAAAGAACAACAGUUUCAGGUGGAUGGAGGUAUUGCAAUUAAAUGUUGUGCAUGAGUUGCUUACAUGUAGACCUAGUUUGGGAGUACGCUAUGGGAAACAGAUAUAAGGGUCAAGGUCAUUGUUGCAAAAAAAUAAAACAAGAGCACCGCCUUGCGGGUGCAGACCGCUCAUCUAUUUUUCUUUUUAAAGGUGAAGGGACUCUCAAUUUCAAUCACAAAGGAGGAAGGGGUGGAGUGAAGAGGGGUGCAUAGUGUGGGGGUGUGGUCAUUUAUUACAUUAU